AUGGCUCCCAAAAAGAAGGAAGUCCAGAAGUUGUCGCUAGUCAACUUUAUGAAUGAUGCUUCGUACGGAGGAAGUUCGUGGGCCGAUGAAGUCGAGGAUACCAUUGGCUAUUCCUCUAUCCGCGAUAAUGUCCCUCAGACGCUUCCCAAUAAGCCACCAUAUAUGGCUUAUCUCGGUAACCUGUCCUACGACGCCACUGCCAAGAGCGUCAGCGACUUCUUCUCUGGAUACAAGAUUCUCAAUGUCCAAAUGGUUGAAGAUCGCGAGCAGAACCAGCCAAAGGGAUUCGCAUUUGCUGAGUUCGAGAAGCUCGAGGGCCUCAAAGAGGCGCUGACCCGCGAUGGCGUAUCAUUCAAAGGACGAAGCAUCAGAAUUAAGAUUGCUGGUCCGCUCAAGGAUAAGUACGGCAGUGGAAGUGCCAAGGACAAGUACAGCAGUGGAGGUGGUGAGUCGACACGCGAUUUCAGUGAUUGGUCACGCAAGGGUCCUCUUACGGACUUACCUAGCCGCGGCGGUGACCGCGGCGGCAACCGACGGGGUCCGUCUGAUUUCGGAAAGCAGAGAGCCCCCGGCCAGUUCUCAGGAGCCGAUAAUGGCAAGGUCCGAGACUCUGGCAACUGGGAGAGACGCGGACCGCUUUCGCCUCUAUUGCCUCAGGCUAAGCGCCGCCCUGAGUCUCGGGAUGGUUCUCGUCUCCGCACUAACGAUGGCGCCCGUUCCGAGUCGGUUCGUGGUCCUAGAGGAGCUUCGCCCACCAAAUGGGGCCUAGGCAAAGGCCACCCGGCGACGACGUCAACCUCGCGCCCGCCUCGCCGCAAAUUUGCUAACCGUCCCAACCGCCCUGAGCGUGUUCCCACGGCUGCUGAGAAGGACUCGCAGUGGCGUAGCAAUAUGCGUCCCGAUUUGACGGGCGAAUCUCCCGUCCAGUCUUGCGAGGGUAGUGAAGCCCCUCCCUAUCCCGCUGGCCACCCGGCUACUUUGCCUAUGUUGAGGCCCAAGUUGAAUCUCACCAAGCGGACUAUUUCAGAGAUGCCUGCCGUGCCCUCCCCGGUCGCGCCAGCCACAGAAGCCAAGGAUUCUAAGGCUAGCCCAUUCGGUGCUGCCCGUCCUGUCGACACAGCAACACGGGACCGAGAAAUUGAGGAGAAGCGCAUCCAGGCGAUCAAAGACAAGAAUCAUGCUGAUAAAAAGGCAAAGAAAGAUAAACGCAUCGCUAAAGAGAAUGCUAUCAAGGAACCUGCCGCCAGGGAAGCUGCUGCUGCGGAAGCCGCCGCCAAAGAGGCUGCUGCCUCGCUGGAGCCAAAGCGACGAGAAUUGCGAGAAGCGCGAGAAACGGCUAGGAUUGCCAAGUCUCGAGCUAUGAAAAGCAGAAACUGGAGGUCAGGCUCUGGAGAUCAGCAAGCACCAACUCGUAGUGCCCAUGCCCCUAAUGCCCCCCGUCACGAAGAGGCUGCUGCCUCGCUGGAGCCAAAGCGACAAGAAUCGCGAGAGGUGCGAAAAACGGCUGCAAUUGCCAAGUCUCGAGCUAUGGAAAGCGAAAACUGGAGGUCAGCCUCUAGAGAUCAGCGAGCACCAGCUCGUGGUGCCCAUGCCCCUAGUGCCCCCCGUUGCGGUGGUGGCCCUCCUCGUGGGCCCCGUAGUGAUGCCUGACAGCCGCCGCAAGCAAACGGCAGCGGCCCGGCUCUCGCCCCUAUCCCCCAAUAGCAACCGGCUCAGGCUGCUACCAGUACCACCGGCGACCAGAGCCCAUUGACGUCAACCGUCGACGAGGAUAGCUAGAUAACCGUCCCCAAUAAAGCCC
Lasiosphaeria miniovina is the source of this 1801-nucleotide messenger RNA. RefSeq lists its product as uncharacterized. Gene Ontology annotation, cellular component: nucleolus. The transcript is spliced from 5 exons. Gene Ontology annotation, molecular function: RNA binding. The record is from RefSeq and is a predicted model, not a curated record. NCBI's taxonomy places the organism in Eukaryota, Fungi, Ascomycota, Sordariomycetes, Sordariales, Lasiosphaeriaceae. The coding region runs from base 1 to 1650 and encodes 549 amino acids.